UUUCGAGUGACUUUUCCAAACAAAACACACGAUGUUGUUUCUACUCUUUGUAGCCCUUGUUAUCAUCAUUAUUCUCAGUUUCCUUCUUCCUAAAGCCAAAAGGAAUGGAAAAAACAUUCUACCACCAGGCCCUUUAGGGUUGCCAUUCAUUGGAAAUUUGCAUCAAUUUGAUGGUUUAACCCCUCAUCUCUACUUUUGGAAACUUUCUAAGAAAUAUGGAAAAAUAUUCUCUUUAAAACUUGGUUCUUCUACUAUGAUUGUAGUUUCUUCAGCAAAUCUAGCAAAAGAGGUAACACACAUACAAGAUUUAGCCUUUUGUAGUAGACCUUCAAUUCUUGGCCAGCAAAAAUUGUCUUACAAUGGUCAAGAUAUUGGCGUGUCACCUUACAAUGACUAUUGGAGAGAACUUCGAAAAAUAUGCGUUGUUCAUUUAUUUAGUCUCAAGAAAGUGCAAUAUUUUAGUCCAAUUCGUGAAGAUGAAGUAUCAAGAAUGAUCAAGAAAAUAUCUCAACAAGCUGCCACUUCACAAAUUACAAAUUUGAGCAAUAUAGUGAUCUCGCUAACAACUACAAUCAUUUGUAGAAUUGCUUUUGGUAUUAGGUAUGAUGAAGAAACACGUGAAGGGAAAAAAUUUAAUGAAAUUUUAAAAGUGACAGAAGAAAUGUUGGCAGGCUUUUUUGUCUCUGACUUUUUUCCCCUCUUAGGAUGGAUUGAUAAACUCUCCGGAAAAAUAAAUAGACUUGAGAAGAAUUUUAAGGAGUUGGAUGAGUUUAAUGAAGAACUCAUUGAGCAACAUCUCAAUCCCAAUAGGCCAAAAUCCAUGGAAGGAGAUAUUAUUGAUCUUCUGCUCCAAUUGAAGAAAGAAAAAUCAACUCCAAUCGAUCUUACUUUGGACAACAUAAAGGCUAUUAUCAUGGAUAUGCUAGUUGGUGGAACGGACACAAGUGCAGUUGCAGUAAUUUGGGCAAUGACAGCCUUGAUAGCCAAACCAAAUGCUAUGAAGAAAGUUCAAUCAGAAAUUCGAGAAAUGGUCGGUAAAAAGUCCAUAGUUAAUGAAGAUGAUAUCCGAAAUCUUCCAUAUUUUAAAGCAGUGAUAAAAGAAACAUUUAGAUUGUAUCCACCAGCUCCAUUGUUAAUAGCAAGAGAGACGAUGCAAAAUUCCAUACUAGAAGGAUAUGAAAUUAAACCAAAAACUAUAAUUCAUGUUAAUGUUUGGGCUAUUGCAAGAGAUCCUGAAAUAUGGGAAAAUCCAGAAGAAUUUAUACCUGAGAGGUUUCUGAAUAGUGAUAUUGAUUUUAAGGGCCAAAAUUUUGAGCUGAUUCCAUUUGGAGCAGGCAGAAGAGGGUGCCCGGCUAUGGCACUCGGUGUGGCAACUGUGGAACUUGUACUUUCCAAUCUUCUUUACGCUUUUGAUUGGGAGUUGCCUUGUGGAAUGAACAUUGAAGACAUUGAUACUGAUGUUUUGCCUGGACUUGCUGUGCAUAAGAAAGAACCUUUGUGCCUUGUUCCUAGAAAAUAUCUUCAAAAGUUAAACUAGACCAAACUCCAAUGUUUAAAUUAGUUAAAUAUGUAUGUAUGCUUUCGUUAAUUAUCCAUGUUUAAUAUGGU
This is a messenger RNA of Solanum stenotomum, 1608 nucleotides long. Its product is annotated as 6,7,8-trihydroxycoumarin synthase-like. The coding region runs from base 32 to 1537 and encodes 501 amino acids. Gene Ontology annotation, molecular function: heme binding; iron ion binding; monooxygenase activity. NCBI's taxonomy places the organism in Eukaryota, Viridiplantae, Streptophyta, Magnoliopsida, Solanales, Solanaceae. The record is from RefSeq and is a predicted model, not a curated record. The transcript has 2 exons.